Messenger RNA from Aureobasidium melanogenum CBS 110374, 924 nucleotides. RefSeq names its product alpha/beta hydrolase fold family protein. Gene Ontology annotation, molecular function: catalytic activity. The record is from RefSeq and is a predicted model, not a curated record. Lineage: Eukaryota; Fungi; Ascomycota; Dothideomycetes; Dothideales; Saccotheciaceae. Bases 1 to 924 code for a protein of 307 amino acids. The transcript is spliced from 2 exons.
AUGACUAUUACACCAGUCACGACCAAGAUCGUGCAAGUACCUCAUCUUGGAGGUAUCGAUGCGAGUACCUAUAUGCCAGCACCCUACGACCCCUCCAAGCCAACCCUCGUACUCUGCAAUUCUUUCGGCACAAGCGCAGACCUCUACAGACAUCAAUACCAAAAUGCAGAACUCAACAAACUGGUCAACUUGCUGGCGAUUGAAUUGCUGGGUCAUGGCCAGACCAGAGCAAAGAAGACUGAGAACUUCACUUAUUGGGAUAGUGCAAUCAUGAAUUUGCAAGUGCUGGAUAAGUUGGAGAUCAAGGGUAAGGUGUUCGUGUUAGGAACUAGUCAAGGUGGUUGGCAGACUGUGAGGAUGACACUGUUGGCGCCUCACAGGGUCGCGGGUAUUAUCCCUCUCGGCACCUCAAUGGACACUGAAAAUGAACGAACAGUAAAACUCGGCUGCUGGGAUGCAAGACAGAACCUCACUCCCACAAUCGAAGGCUGGACAACCAACGAAGCUACACCAUCCUUUGUACCCCCAGAAGAAUUCUGCCAUUUCAUGAAUGCUACUGGGUUCGGCAAGGAUAUCCCAACGGAAGAUGGUGAAUUCUGGGUCAAGGCCAUUCAGAAGAACUGGGGCGGUGAUGAUGGUCGCAGACGUGCUAGAAUGUGUGGGAUCAAUCUGCGAGACAGAGAUGGUCUGCAUGGAAGACUCUUCGAUGUGCGAGUUCCAGUGCUGUGGCUGCAUGGAGACCAGGAUGUGGUGUACAGUGUGGCCAAUGCUCAGGAGGAGAUUAAACUCUUCGUCAACAGUCCUGAUGCGACGCUACAGGUCAUCGAGGGUGGACCACAUUACCUGAAUUACACUAGAGCUAAGGAGGUGGACGCUGCAGUUGUGGAUUUCUUGAGUAAGCAUAUCAAGCAGGCCAAAUUAUAG